AAUUAGUUAAAAUGUUUUUAUUGCGUUAGGCCCAUUGAUUCCAAACAGCAGUAGGAAUGCACAAAUUUAUAAUUAUUAUGAUUAAUUUUAUAAGUAAUUCUUCAUUUAAAUAGUGUAUUGUUUAUAGCAUGUACAGAGCUAUGUAAAAGAGAUCAGUAACAAAAUGUUAAGUUUACAGGCUACAUGAAUAACAGAAAAUGUUAAGCGGACCGAACUAGUAGAGCUACAUGACUUACUUGGUUCGCUCAAUGAAUUGUUCGAUUGAACAUAUACCGAACGCUUUGAUACAACUCUACGAACUAUUUCUAAUUGAGUGAGAAUCUUAAUAAAAAAGUUAAUUUUACUGUGUCAACUUGUGUCAAAGUGUUAUCAUAGUGAAGCAAAAAACGUCGAACGUGUACGUAGAAAUUGACUGGGGCGAGCUGCAACAAGUGCAACAAGUGAAAGCCAAUUACCAGAAAUGCCGCCCGUUCAAGUCCAGGCCAUAAGUAUGUCGCUCGGUGCAAUGCAUUGCACGAGAUGCGCUGACGGCUUCGAGCCCACCGAAAAGAUUGUCAAUUCCAACGGCGAGCUUUGGCAUACGCAGUGUUUUGUUUGCGCUCAGUGCUUCCGUCCGUUUCAGGAUGGCAUUUUUUAUGAGUUCGAGGGACGCAAGUAUUGUGAACGGGACUUCCAUGUGCUAUUUGCACCUUGUUGCAACAAGUGCGGCGAGUUCGUAAUUGGACGUGUCAUCAAAGCCAUGUCCGCUAGUUGGCAUCCGCAGUGCUUCCGCUGUCAGCUCUGCGCCAAAGAAUUGGCCGAUAGUGGCUUCAUUCGCAAUCAAAAUCGUGCGCUUUGCCACGAAUGCAAUGCCAAGGUGAAGGCCGAGAUAACGGGUCGCUAUGUGUGCCAGAAGUGUCACGGCCUGAUUGACGAGGAACCAUUGCGUUUCCGUGGCGAAGUGUACCAUGGCUAUCACUUCAACUGCUCUGCGUGCGGCACAGAAUUGGAUGCCACAGCGCGCGAGGUCAAGAGUAGGCCAGGCCUGGCCGCGAACGAUAUGAAUGAACUGUAUUGUCUUCGCUGUCACGAUAAGAUGGGCAUUCCCAUUUGUGGUGCCUGUCGUCGGCCAAUUGAGGAGCGUGUGGUCACAGCGCUGGGUAAGCACUGGCACGUGGAGCAUUUCGUGUGUGCUAAGUGUGAGAAACCCUUCCUGGGCCAUCGGCACUACGAGAAGCGAGGUCUGGCAUACUGCGAGACGCACUAUCAUCAGCUCUUUGGAAAUUUGUGCUUCGUUUGCAAUCAAGUCAUUGGUGGAGAUGUUUUCACCGCAUUAAACAAGGCAUGGUGCGUUCAUCACUUUGCCUGUUCCGUGUGCGAUACGAAAAUGACACAAAAAUCGAAAUUUUACGAGUAUGAUGAGAAACCAGUGUGCAAGAAAUGUUACGAACGGUUCCCUAACGAGCUGCGACGACGCCUGCGCACCGCCCACGAGAUGACCAUGAAAAAGAGUGUCUAGUGGAAUAAGCUGCAGCAUUUAAUUGCCCAGCUCAGCUUUUCCAGCACACAAAUCUACACCAAAACGUGUAAAGUCAAAGUGCCUAUUGCCGUUCAGUUCUUUGUUUGUAGUUGUCCACGUCUAACAUUCAAUGUUAAUUGUCAAAACUAAACAAAACAUUUGUGCCUUGUUCAUAUUUCUGUAAACUUUUCAUUUCUGUUGUACUGUGUAAUACUUCUUAAACAAAAGAGCGAAAAAAGCUUUG
Molecule: messenger RNA, 1742 nt
Organism: Drosophila hydei
Lineage: Eukaryota; Metazoa; Arthropoda; Insecta; Diptera; Drosophilidae
Gene: stck
Product: LIM and senescent cell antigen-like-containing domain protein 1
Exons: 7
Coding region: 461-1498 (345 amino acids)
Biological process (GO): cell-cell junction organization; positive regulation of integrin-mediated signaling pathway; cell-cell adhesion
Cellular component (GO): cytoplasm; focal adhesion; cell-cell junction
Source: RefSeq, a predicted model, not a curated record